Molecule: messenger RNA, 1326 nt
Organism: Rhinolophus ferrumequinum (greater horseshoe bat)
Lineage: Eukaryota; Metazoa; Chordata; Mammalia; Chiroptera; Rhinolophidae
Gene: EMD
Product: emerin
Exons: 6
Coding region: 150-929 (259 amino acids)
Cellular component (GO): nuclear envelope
Source: RefSeq, a predicted model, not a curated record
CGCAGAGCCCGCGACUGUGACGCCAGCGUGACGCAGGCGUGACGCGAGUGCAGCCGCUCCCGAGGCAUUCGUGUUACUCCGGCCGCGCUCCGAAGCAGUUGGGCCUGUGUUGCUAGGCCGGGGUCGCCCCCAGGCCUUCGCCGCCCGCCAUGGACGACUACGCGGUCCUGUCGGACGCUGAGUUGGCCGCCGUGCUGCGCCAGUACAACAUCCCGCACGGGCCUGUCGUGGGCUCCACUCGCAAGCUCUACGAAAAGAAAAUCUUCGAGUACGAGACCCAGAGGCGGAGGCUCUCGCCCCCGAACUCGUCUUCAUCCUCUUUCUCCUAUCGGUUCUCCGACUCAGAUUCAGCAUCUGUGGACUCCGAUAUGUACGAUCUGCCCAAGAAAGAGGAUGCCUUACUUUACCAGAGCAAGGGCUAUAAUGAUGACUACUAUGAGGAGAGUUACUUGAGCACCAAGACUUACGGGGAGCCUGAGUUUAUGGGCCCAUCCAAGGGUUUCCGCCAGCACUCGGCGUCACUUUCAGAUGCGGACACCUUUCACCACCAGGUGCGUGAUGACAGCCUUUUCUGUUCUGAAGACGAGGGCAAAGACAGGGAACGCCCCAUGUAUGGCCGGGACGGCACCUACCAGAACAUCGCGCACUAUCGCCCUGUUUCCAACAUCUCCAGAAGUUCCCUGGGCUUGUCCUAUUUCCCCUCAUCCUCUUCCUCCUCUCUGGUGUCCUCAUCAUCUUCCUCCCCCUUGUGGCUCACCCGCCGUGCCAUCCGUCCGGAAAAGCAGGCCCAUGGGGCUGGCCUGGGCCAGGACCGUCAGGUCCCACUCUGGGGCCUGCUGCUCCUGUUCCUGGUCUUUGCUGCCUUUCUACUCUUCGUGUAUUACUUCAUGCAGGCGGAGGAUGGCAACCCCUUCUGGACCCAGCCCUGAGGGUCUGGAUAGCUUUGGCCAGCCCCUCUCAGAAGUCCUGGUCAACUGCUUUAGGAGGGUUUUCUGGGGGAGGGGGGGUUUUCUGUGUGUCCUAGCUUGGGGGUGCUGGGCCUGGCCUGGGGCAGUGCUUGCUCCCCCUGCCUUGUCCUGCCUUGUCCUGCCUUGUCCUGACAGGAAGGUAAGCCGGCUCAGGUCCUCUGCAGCAUGGUGGGCCUGGGCAGACCUUCCUCAGGAGCCUCCUGGGCCUGCUUGCCUCUGACCCUUAGGACCCAGGAGAGCCAGACCCUGCUCCUGGAGAGAACAUGGUUGUUGUCAUCGCAUGCCUCCUGUUCGUUGUCACCUUGUUGGGAUUAACCAAAGGCCACCCUCACUUUGUUUUCGUGGACACAAUAAAAAG